UUCGUCAUCUAUUCUCUAACUUCCCUAUCUAAACUCACUCUCUCUCUCUCUCUCUCUCCUCUUUUCUUGACAAAAAGGUCACUUUACAUGCACUAGUCAAUAAUGGGCUGCUUUCUCGCUUGUUUUACUGCUUCUAAGCAUAGAAAAUGCAAGCAUUUGGUGGAUGCAUCUCCCUCUAAGCACCAUAGAGAUGGGGCUAGUGAAGCUCUGUCAAUUAAUAUUAGCACAAAGGAACAAGCCACUGAAGAACCCAUUACACACCCCAAUGUUCCUAGAGAAAAGAAGCUUGAGGAAAAGUUGAGCUGCAAUGGGAAAAAGAAGGUGACCUUUGAUCUAAAUGACGAGACCGAUAAGGGUUUAUCUGCAAAGGAAGUUACUGAUAAUGAAAUGGAGAACAAUGAGAAGGAAGAGGAUGAAAAUAAAGAUAAAGAACCAUCAAAUGAAAGCGAAUUAAUUCCUAAUUUGAUUUCAGCAGAUGGAGAAUCUUAUCCUCCAAAUAAUAGAUAUCAAAAUUAUAGAACGCAAGAAUUUGAAGAUUUAGACAUAGAAGAUAGCUAUUCAAAUGAUAGUAGAGAGAAUAUGGUUAGUGAAGGGUUGGUUCAAGAAGAGUCAUCUGAAUCAUUGUUUUCAAUAUCAAUUGAUUCAAGAAAACAAAUUAGUGGAGUUGAAGUGGGUGAAAAGGAGGUUUCUAGUCCAAUGCCAAAAUGUAUAUCAUCUAAUGAGGAACUUAAGGCAAAUGGGUCUAAUCAAAGUGCUAGAAAUACGAGUCUGUAUGUUGAUUAUGUGUUGAAGCCAGUAGAAAAUCUAACUCAAUGGAAAGCAGUCAAAACAAGAGCAACCUUACCAUUGCGCCAUCAAUACAAGGAAAACAUCAAUGUGCAGAGUGAUUCAAGUUUAGUAGGCAUUAUUCAUCAAGAGCCCAGUUUAUUGCUAUUGAGUAACAAUGCAAAAACAAAUUUUGAUGAGAAGAAGCUUUUGGAUCCAGAAAUUACUGUUGACACUAGUCUAUCUAGCUGGUUGGUCGAGUCUGAAACAACACCCUUAUCCAAGGGCAGUAUUGAUUCUGUGAUUUCUGUUGGGAAUUCACCGCCUGUGAAGAUAAUAAAUUCACCAAGAAGUCAUAAAGAUGGGCUUAUUUUGGGAGCAUUGACAGUGAACACAUUCAAACAAGUUUCUGCAUCUACUACUCCUAGACAAAGAAGCCAAAGUCCCGAUGAUAUUCCCAUUAUAGGGACUAUUGGGAGCUAUUGGCGUCAUACUGGAAGAAAUAUGGAUUCAGAUUCAAGCUCUUCUAGCAAAGGAAUGUUAACCACUAUAAGCAAAACUGGAGAGGAUGAGAGAGUGAAGUGGAAUUCUACUCCAUUUGAAGCAAGGUUUGAGAGAGCCUUCCUUGGAUAGUGUUAUUGCUAAAGUUGAGAAUAUGACUCAACACAAUUUUUUUUUGGUUUGGGGCAGGGAUGGUGCUUUUUUGCUGUUAAUACUUUUUUUUUUAAUAUUUCGUGAAUAUCCAUGAGCUCAUGUUUAGUUUCUUCUCUACUAAGUUUUAAAACUGUUGCUUUCAAAAAAAAAGUUUUAAAACUGUAUUUUUGGCUUUUAGAGAGAGUUAAUGGAAUGUGUUCUAUUUCAA
Molecule: messenger RNA, 1627 nt
Organism: Jatropha curcas
Lineage: Eukaryota; Viridiplantae; Streptophyta; Magnoliopsida; Malpighiales; Euphorbiaceae
Biological process (GO): male meiosis II
Source: RefSeq, a predicted model, not a curated record